GGCCGUUGUCACGGCUGAUCCAACCAUGAACGUGAUGACGGUGAUGAUGAUGCUGACGUCGAUGACGAAGAUGAGGCCUGCGAGACGGCGGAAGGGGAAGAAGGAGAAGGGGAAGAGGAAGAAGCAGAGGAGGCAGAUGGCAGAGGGGUUGAGGUACUCGAAGAUGUCAGUGGGGGGAGCAUUGGCAAUGAUCGUUGUGGCGGUGAUGAAGCUGAUGGUGGUAGCAACAGUGGCAGCGGUGGUGGUGCUGGAGGUGCUGGGGGUGGUGGUGGAGGUGCUGGGGGUGGUGGUGGAGGAGGAGGGGGCGGUGGUGGAGAUGAUGAUGGCCGUGGUGGUGACAGUGGCGGUGAUGGCGGCGGUGGAAGCGACAUGCUUUCAGGUACCACCGCCGUAUUGGUAGAUGCUGGCCCUCCUCCAUUGCAGCCACUUCGGCCAAAUUUGUUGCUGGCCUGGUCUCCUGCCGGGUUGGCGUAUUCACAUUGGCGUCUA
Molecule: messenger RNA, 489 nt
Organism: Chara braunii
Lineage: Eukaryota; Viridiplantae; Streptophyta; Charophyceae; Charales; Characeae
Source: the annotation of a GenBank genome assembly